GGCUGGGGUUGGAGCGUGCAGGUAAGGUGUGCAGAGCACAUCUCUGAAGUACAGAAUCCAAGAGACGAGAAGGUUCAUUCGACCAUGAUGAAUGCAGAUAUGGACGCGGUUGAGGCUGAAAAUCAAGUGGAAUUGGAAGAGAAAACGCGCUUAUUAAUCAGGUUUUGGAACUGCAGCAUUACACUUGAAGAUCUGUCUGCCAGAGUUGACGCCGUUAAAGAAGAAAACCUGAAACUGAAAUCAGAAAAUCAAGUUCUUGGACAAUAUAUAGAAAACCUUAUGUCCGCCUCUAGCGUUUUCCAGACCACUGACACAAAAAGCAAACGGAAGUAAGGCGCGGAGAACCGAACGUUAACAUUGCAUCGCUGCUGCUUUUGUUUUGUGUUGAAUUGCAAGGCUACCCGAGUGAA
Heteronotia binoei (common prickly gecko) is the source of this 410-nucleotide messenger RNA. Its product is annotated as short coiled-coil protein-like. The transcript has 4 exons. Bases 85 to 333 code for a protein of 82 amino acids. Lineage: Eukaryota; Metazoa; Chordata; Lepidosauria; Squamata; Gekkonidae. The record is from RefSeq and is a predicted model, not a curated record. Gene Ontology annotation, cellular component: trans-Golgi network.